This is a messenger RNA of Jaminaea rosea, 501 nucleotides long. RefSeq lists its product as hypothetical. The record is from RefSeq and is a predicted model, not a curated record. Gene Ontology annotation, cellular component: membrane. Bases 1 to 501 code for a protein of 166 amino acids. Lineage: Eukaryota; Fungi; Basidiomycota; Exobasidiomycetes; Microstromatales. The transcript is spliced from 3 exons.
AUGGUCGACUUUUCCUCGCACGUCCGCAGGGGCCACCCCAUCACCUUUGGCGUCCUCGUCUUCAUCUCCCUCGUCGUUGCCAUCAUCGCUUCGGUCUUGACGCACGACUACAAUGCUGGCGAUGAGCUCCACGACCAGCCGCUGGUCAACCGCGUUCACUUCUGGGUCUUUACCGGAUGGUGGACCUUCCUCUUCUCCAUCGCCUACACUGCCCUCUUCCUGACCGGUGUCGGUGGAGUCGUCACCUCGAUUGCAGGGCACGGCAUCUGGCUGUUCCUCACCUGGAUCUUCUGGCUCGCAGGCUCGGCCUCGCUCGCCAACCGCAUUGGCACUGACUGCUCCAACCACGGCUACUACUACUGCAAUUCCCUCCGCGCUCUCGAGGCGUUUGGCUGGAUCGGAUGGGCUCUCCUCACCAUCAUGCUCGCUGUCGUUGCCGCUAUUGGCGGCGGCGCUUUCCGUGGUGGGCGUGGGCUCAAGGACGGCCUGAGCGAGGCGUAA